AUGUUUGCCAUGUAAGAGAUGUCCUCUGGAAUUUUCAACUUGAAAAGGAUCUCAGGUUACACUGUUACUCCCCUCUUUCUUCCUUAACUCUCGCUUCUCACAAACCGAAAGUUAACCACUCGCGCGAAAGGAUGGACAGUACGCAUCUGCUGAGUGACCAGGAUGAAGUCCACACUGGCCCAUCAUGUCCUGCCGGAUCUUAUGCAGAUCCAAACACAGUGGCAAAUGAUGGGGCGACGGCUCCUCCUGCAGAUUUGAUGCCUGUUGUUCCUGGAUAUGAAAGUUUGGGACCUAAUGUUAUUCCACCGUCAGAUUUUGGAUCGGUGCAGCCACAAGCCCCAUCCAGUGCUCCAGAGAGACGCUUUGACAUUCCUGCGAUCAGUGAAGAACUUGCACAGGAGGCCUUCACGAAAUAUGUCACCAGCAAAUGCUGUUACAGCUCUAAACCAGCCAAAGAGAUGGUGUUCACAGACCUGCAGUCCCUCAACACAUAUCGGUACCGAUUGGAGACUUUUACAGAAUCUAGAACAACAGAGUGGGACAGUGAACCAUACAAUGGUCAGGUGGUGGAUGGAUUUGGAGCGGCCCCCGGUCCAUGGAGUAUACCUGUGCCCGUCCCUUCCCUCUUUAAAGACUGCGAGAAAGCCGUCCGAGUUCCUCACACGUCUACUGUCAAAGGUUGUCAUUCAUGUCUGAAUCUUGGAAGAUCUGCAUGCAGAAGAUGCGUAAAUUCAGGCAGGACUCGAUGUGGACCGUGUAAUGGCAUGGGUUGGACUCAAACCAGUCAACGGCAACGCUGUACGAUGUGUCAGGGCUCUGGCAUGAUUAGAUGUCAUUCCUGUGGAGGAGUUGGUUCAGUUACCUGCACAACAUGCAAAGGGCAAGGAAAGCUCCUCUGCUUCAUCAAACUUAAAAUUACAUGGAAGAACAACGUUCAUGUGGCUGUGAUUGACAAGCGUUCGGGAUUCCCUGUUGAACUUCUCGAACAAAUUACUGGAGAGAAACUUCUAACUGAUAUGGCUCCAAUGGUUUAUCCAGUGGUCGGGUUCCCGGACAGCUCUGUGAAUGUAGCGUCUGAAAGCGCAGUGAGGGAACACCAGGCUCAGUUCUCCACCACUUGUCGUAUUCUGCAACAGAGGCAGACCAUUGAGCUAAUUCCUAUCACAAGAGUGCAUUACACCUGGAAUGAAAAAACCUACAUUUAUUUUGUAUAUGGAACUGAACACAGAGUUUACACCAAGGAUUAUCCUGCUAAAUGCUGCUGUUGCUCCAUCCUUUAAACAUGCAGUAAUGGCUGCCUGUGCUGUAGCUUCUGCCAGAUGUUAAAACAGCUAUAAUAUCAUCUUCAUAUUAAUAGUUUUUUAGUACAUAUUUGAACACAUUAUAAAGAAAUGUAAGCAAACUAAAAAAAGAACAUGCAUUUAUAUGAAUCUUAAAAAUGUUUUUCCCAAAAUUGUGUUUAUGUAUCGAAAUUCAGACAAUAAAACUCGCAAUUCUGCUA
Messenger RNA from Megalobrama amblycephala (Wuchang bream), 1501 nucleotides. RefSeq names its product ssu-2 homolog, tandem duplicate 2 (gene ssuh2.2). The record is from RefSeq and is a predicted model, not a curated record. The transcript has 13 exons. Gene Ontology annotation, molecular function: heat shock protein binding. The coding region runs from base 132 to 1280 and encodes 382 amino acids. Lineage: Eukaryota; Metazoa; Chordata; Actinopteri; Cypriniformes; Xenocyprididae.